Aspergillus candidus is the source of this 2487-nucleotide messenger RNA. Its product is annotated as putative dynamin GTPase. NCBI's taxonomy places the organism in Eukaryota, Fungi, Ascomycota, Eurotiomycetes, Eurotiales, Aspergillaceae. The record is from RefSeq and is a predicted model, not a curated record. Gene Ontology annotation, cellular component: microtubule; cytoplasm; membrane. Gene Ontology annotation, molecular function: microtubule binding; GTP binding; GTPase activity. The transcript is spliced from 4 exons. The coding region runs from base 1 to 2487 and encodes 828 amino acids.
AUGCUCUCAGUGAUGCUAAAUUCAAAGCUUAGCCCUUGCCCCAGUAUCAAGCAGGAUAUCACCGAAGCCUCAAGCCAGACGACGAAUACCAUGGAGCCCUCCCCUUCAUCUGAGUUGGAUGCCAUAAACAUCAUUGGCCAUGACAUGAGGAGCCUGGUCAAGAAGAUCCAAGAGCUGAGACACAUCGGGAUCGAGGAUAACAAGAUCGCCCUCCCGAAAAUCUGUGUCAUCGGCGAUCAGAGUACCGGGAAGUCUUCCCUGAUCGAGGGUAUGUCGGAGAUCAAGGUGCCAAGAAGCGCGGGUACCUGCACGAGAUGUCCUAUGGAAAUCAACUUGUCUGAAAGUGAGCCGGGUCAGCCGUGGACUUGCCGCGUUUACCUGUCCAGGAAGUACAUGUUCGAUGGCUCCCAAAAAAUUACCAAAAUUCCGAGACGGUCAAACCCUCUGGGGCCAUGGAUAGAGCAAGAUCAAGAAGACGAGCUUUUCACGACCAUCACCGAGAAAAGUGAUGUCCAGGAGGCCAUCAAAUGGGCGCAGCUGGCGAUUUUGAAUCCGAGUCACCCACCCAGCGACUAUAUUCCCGGGCAGAAUGCAGCCACGGGACUCCAUCAGCAAGUGAAGUUCUCGCCGAACGUCGUCCGCCUGGAUAUUUCUUCUUCAAACUUUCCGAACCUGUCGUUUUACGAUCUUCCCGGGGUCAUCAGCCAAGCGGAGUUUGAAGAAGAGCGCUAUCUAGUUUCUUUGGUCGAAAACCUCGUCAAGGAUUACAUCUCGCAGAGUAAUUGCAUUGUUCUCUUGACCCUGCCCAUGACAGAUGACGCUACCAACUCCAGCGCUGCCCGCCUCAUGCGGGAUGUACGCGGGGCUAAUUCCCGCACUCUCGGCGUCCUCACCAAACCUGACAGAAUCCAGUGUGGAGAGUCUUACGAGCAGUGGACUGAGAUCCUGGAGGGUGACAAAUUUCGACUUGGCCACGGAUACUACGUUGUUCGCAAUAACCCGGACCCUAACAUCGAACAUUCAAAAGCUCGGGAAGAGGAGACCGCUUUCUUCGCCUCAGACCCAUGGGCCACUGAUCUCACUGCAUACCAGGGAAGAUUCGGCACUAGAAAUCUGCAAACCGCUCUUUCCAGUCUGCUUCUCGAGCAAAUCCAAGACUGCCUGCCCAGUAUCAUCGAAAAGAUCGAGGAGAAGGCCAAUCGUAUUGAUAACGAGCUGAGCACACUUCCAGUCCCACUUUCGGGAAACAUCCCUUACAUCUUGUGCGGCCAUAUGAACAGAUUAAAGGAGGCCAUCCGUGCUAAUAUUGAUGGGGGCUCGUCACAGUAUCCCCUCCAGAAACGAUGGGGUCGCAUUGCUGUAGAUUUCAAAAGGGCCCUCACCAAGACCCGGCCAAUCGUUCAAAUCCUGACCGAGCGUGAGAAAAAGAUGUAUAUUGACGAAGAAGACGACGACUCUGACUGCUACGAGCUCAACGCGCAACGACCAGUCAAGCGACCUCGAACCAGCGUAACAGCCCCUCUGCCCUCCACCGAAAUCAAACCUUCGAAGUCGCCAGCUCCCAAACAGUCAGGUUACAACUUCACUUGUUUCGAAAUGUUCGACAAACCCGCCAAGAUGUUCACUUGGGACGAAAUUCGAGAGUUCAACGAAGACUCGUGUCGCGCAGGUAUCCCAGAUCAGAUUGACCCAAGGACUGUUGAGAUCUUGAAUCAAAAGAGUGUUGAACAUUGGUCGAAGCCGAUGGAAGUGUUCCUCCAGGCGACGCACUAUCUCGUGAGAGAGAUGUUGAUGCAGCAGCUGGAGAACGUCUUUGCUCAAUACCACCAGACGAGUUUGUACCGCGAACUAAGGAAGAUCAUGGAAAGCUAUCUUCAGAAGCUGAAGACCGAGCACUUCCAGCAUGCGGCAGAGACGUAUGAAAUCGAACACAACAAGCCAUUUACAAUGGCGACCUCGGCGUUGGAACAAGCCCGCAACGAAUCUUACAAGCUUCUUGCCACGCGCCGUCGUGACGCGAGGGUUGAUUGUUAUCUGAGGAACAAACGCAAGAUCGCACCCGCAGAUCCCCGCUGGGAAGCGGAAGGGAAGAAGGUUACGGAUGCCGAGCUCAAGGUCGAUUCGUAUCCCCAGGAGGUCCGCGCUAUGGCAACGUCUCGGGGAUACUACGAAGUGGCUAGCUCGCGGUUUAUCGACGUGGUGUGCCAAAGCGUGCAUACGAAGUUGUUCUCCAAGUGCCGCGAGGAGCUCAUCCAUGUGAUUGAGUCCGAGCUGCGCAUAUUUGACGACAAUGCUCUCGAUCGGUGCCUCGAGCUGAUGGCCGAAGACCCGGAGCGACAACGGCGGCGGACUUACCUCGUCCGCGAGAAGAACAAAAUCACCAAGGCUCAGCAGUGGCUUGCGACGGUGCGGAAAGAAGACCAGAUGGAUACCCCCAUCAAGUCUCAACCCCCUGGUGACUGGGCUGACCUUGAUGGAGCAGUCUGA